This is a messenger RNA of Sinocyclocheilus grahami, 798 nucleotides long. It is a transcript of the gene dnajc15, whose product is annotated as DnaJ (Hsp40) homolog, subfamily C, member 15. The record is from RefSeq and is a predicted model, not a curated record. The transcript has 5 exons. Gene Ontology annotation, cellular component: PAM complex, Tim23 associated import motor. Bases 1 to 366 code for a protein of 121 amino acids. NCBI's taxonomy places the organism in Eukaryota, Metazoa, Chordata, Actinopteri, Cypriniformes, Cyprinidae. Gene Ontology annotation, molecular function: ATPase activator activity. Gene Ontology annotation, biological process: protein import into mitochondrial matrix.
AUGCUUGUGUGUGUGUUUCAGGGUGGCUGUCUGGUGGCAGUGGGGCUGGGAGUUGCAGCGGCAGGGUUUGCAGGUCGAUAUGCUUUCCACUUAUGGAGGCCUCUGAGUCAGGUGAUUACUGAAGCUGCUAAGAAGUUACCCUCUACGUCAUUUUCUGCAUAUUACAAAGGUGGAUUUGAGCAGAAGAUGACCAGACGGGAAGCCAGCCUUAUUCUCGGGAUCAGUCCGACCAGCAGCAGGGCAAAGGUACGGGAAGCCCACAGAAGCAUCAUGGUCCUAAAUCAUCCAGAUAAAGGUGGAUCCCCGUAUUUGGCAGCAAAGAUCAAUGAAGCAAAAGAUCUUCUUGACUCUGGCCCUCGGCGCUGACCCAGCUGCCCGCGCUACCCCAACGGAGAGUUACAUCUACUUCAGAGCCACCAACUCACCCAUGAGCCUCCACAAGUCAUUGUUCUCCUCCAUGUUUUUCUGCCAUAAAUCAGCUGACUCGCAGCAUACUGCAUUCUGUUCUAUCUGUCACUGUUCCCCACCACCACUUUAAUGCAAGUCGGCAAAGGUUGAUCCCUCACGUUAAAGGAUCUUCACGCUGUCCAUGUGAAAUAUCUUGCAGUAAUCUUUAUUAUUUAUUGAGGUGACUUGUGUAAUGUUUAACGUCUGCUGAAAUGGUGGAUACAUAAUGGUGGAUGUAUCUUUUCCAGUGGUCUAAAAAGCCUAAAGUAUUUCCUCUAACCAGCAGGGACCAGACUAUGUAGGUGUUAAGUUAUUUUAGCAUGCUGAAUAAACUGUUUUACAAAUCUGGAA